Messenger RNA from Hydra vulgaris (swiftwater hydra), 677 nucleotides. RefSeq names its product E3 ubiquitin-protein ligase PPP1R11. The record is from RefSeq and is a predicted model, not a curated record. Gene Ontology annotation, cellular component: nucleus. NCBI's taxonomy places the organism in Eukaryota, Metazoa, Cnidaria, Hydrozoa, Anthoathecata, Hydridae. Gene Ontology annotation, molecular function: protein serine/threonine phosphatase inhibitor activity; protein phosphatase 1 binding.
CUCAUCCAGUUUUUUUUAACCACUUAUACAUACACUGAGAAACAAGCUAAGCAAGUUUCUACGACAGGCAUAUAUUUAAUAUCUAUUAAUAUAUAUUUCUUUUGUUUAAAAGAUUAUUGCAAUAAAUUUCAAAUUCUUUAGAUGUAAUGUAAAUGAAUAAUGGCUGAACUGCAAACUGAAACAGAUUCUAUAGUUGUUACUACAGAAGUUUUAAAAACUGAUGAUGUCAAAGUACCUGUUUUGAGGCUAAGAUUAACUUCUCCAAAAACUGACAAAAAAAUAAAAUGGAAAGAAGGAACUGUCGAUAACGAAGGAAUGGGGAAAAAGUCAUCAAAGUGUUGCUGCAUUUACAAGAAACCAAAAUUGUUUGGGGAGUCAUCAGACUCUGAGAGUUCAGAUGAUGACUUGUGUAAAGCACCUAAAACUUAUCAUAAACGUUCCAAGAAAAACCAUGAUAAUCAUGAAAACUGUUCAGCUUGUACCUAGUCUCAAAAAACUAUAAUUAUUUAAUGAUUUUUUAUAUUUCCUUAGGCAAUAGUGCCGAUGGCAUUUUUAGGUACCAAUCUCCUGUUGAUUACCAAUGCCCAUAAUAUUGUUUUUUGAAAUGUUGUUUUUUGUUAUAUAUAUACAAUGUAAGUUAUUAUAUCUAUAAUAAAUAUAGAUUGUUUGAAAUAAAA